Penicillium macrosclerotiorum is the source of this 804-nucleotide messenger RNA. RefSeq names its product vacuolar protein sorting family 37 protein. The record is from RefSeq and is a predicted model, not a curated record. Bases 1 to 804 code for a protein of 267 amino acids. Gene Ontology annotation, biological process: ubiquitin-dependent protein catabolic process via the multivesicular body sorting pathway; protein targeting to membrane; protein targeting to vacuole. NCBI's taxonomy places the organism in Eukaryota, Fungi, Ascomycota, Eurotiomycetes, Eurotiales, Aspergillaceae. The transcript is spliced from 2 exons. Gene Ontology annotation, cellular component: ESCRT I complex.
AUGUCACAGCCUGCAUCACCAUAUCCCACACAGUCGUUCUAUGCGGCACCCCCCAUGGUGAACCCUGCUCUCAAUCCUGAUACUCCCCCACCACCCCCGCCAAAACCGAGCAGCCAUGAAGCAAGCCGAGGAGGCACCCCCCAAAAUACGUCUUCGUUGCCAACACCGCAACAGGCAGCGCAACAUGGCUAUCGGCCAGAUCCACAAAUAGGAGCUGCUCAGCCAUCACAGUUCUCUGUGAAUACUCAAUCAGUGCCUUCUCCGGCCCCACCUGCUUUCGAAGAGGGCUGGCUUCCGGAAAUCGUCAACGACAAAUCAACAAUUGACCUCCAGUCAAUUCUCAAAGAACCAAGUCUCAUCUCCGCCCUGUCGAGCCAACAUCCCUCUCACACUGCUCGACAGCAGCAUCUCGAUUCCCUGAUCCAAGUGAACAAGGAGCUUGCUGGUCGACUUCUUGGACUCCAGAAUCAUGUCGUCGAAUUGCGUUCCCAGAUAGAAACCAUGCUUCUUACACACCAAUCCCUUGAAGUGUCGUGGCGGAAGAAACAAACGGAGAUGGAUACUGCGCUUGCGCCGUGGUCCCCUAAAGCGCUGUACCAGCGUCUGAGUGCUGCAAUUGCAGAGCAAGAGGCAGUUUGCCAGGCAGUCGAGGAGAGCUUUUUGGAUGAGGAUCAUCAUGGUCGUGCCACAGAAAAAGAGAUUACCGACUGGGUGCGGCGGGUUCGGGCCGAGGCUGCCAAGUUGGCGGCGAGGAAGGAGGCCAAGGCGAGAUGGGAUGAAGGAAGGGUCGGCGGAUGGCGCUGA